This is a messenger RNA of Triplophysa dalaica, 1542 nucleotides long. It is a transcript of the gene hsdl1, whose product is annotated as hydroxysteroid dehydrogenase like 1. Bases 164 to 1120 code for a protein of 318 amino acids. Gene Ontology annotation, cellular component: mitochondrion. The transcript has 4 exons. The record is from RefSeq and is a predicted model, not a curated record. NCBI's taxonomy places the organism in Eukaryota, Metazoa, Chordata, Actinopteri, Cypriniformes, Nemacheilidae.
UCAGGGUUGUUGAUUCACGUGUGACGGGGAGAAGAGAUCUGUCGAAAUUGUGUGUUCAAAUUUGUAAAGAAACGUUGUUAAGUUAAAGCGUUUGACAAAUAACAGCGUUUGUUUUCUAUCAGUUCAUAUUAGGAGCGUAGAAUUGCGCAGAUUUCGCGUUGUGAUGGCCGCUGUUGACAGCUUCCAGCUCUUGUAUAGAGAAAUUGCCAGAUCGUGCAAUUGUUAUGUUGAAACACUGGCACUUGUAGGCGCGUGUUACACAGCUAGCAGGGCUGUGAUUUUUAUGAGAGACUGUUGUCGUUUGAUAAGGCUUCAUUUCAUCCCUCGUCUUGUAUACCGCAGGGAUCUUAGGAAGCGGUAUGGAGAAUGGGCUGUCAUUUGUGGUGCUUCAGGGGCAAUAGCUAAAGCAUACGCAGCAGAACUGGCUAAACGUGGCAUCUGCGUGAUUCUGAUCAGCAGUGACGUCAACAAUGUGGCUGACACCGUCAGAUCUAUCGCAGACACUUACGGGGUUGAGACCAUAUUGAUCGAAGCUGACUUUAGCCAGGGACCCUCUGCCUGUAAACCUUUAAAAGAUGCCAUGCUCGGUAAAGAUAUUGGAUUCCUUAUAAACAGUCUGGAUGGGUCUCUGGAUUUCUGUAGAGACUUCCUAAACCUGUCUGAAGCUGAAAUGUGGGACACUCUUAACAAAAAUAUAGUUGGGGCUACCCUUGUCACCCGUCUGGUUCUGCCCACCAUGGUAGAGAGGGGAAAUGGUGCGGUGGUGAACAUUUCUAACGGAAGGUGCUUCCGUCCCGCUUAUGGACGGGUUGCACUCUCAGCAUCAACGGCUUUUCUCAAUAACUUCAGUAGGGCUCUGCACUAUGAAUACGGACAUCGAGGAAUCUUUGUGCAGAGUUUGCUACCUUUUAGAGUUGCAUCCCAAGCACCAGAGGACUACGCUACAGCUGGCUGGUUCGUUCCAAGUCCGCAAGUGUAUGCAAGCCACGCUCUUUCAACCCUGGGCAUAUCUCACAGAACCACAGGAUACUGGCCUCACACCCUCCAGUUUCGGCUGGUGCAAUGCUUGCCAGAGUGGGUGUGGAUGCUGGGCACGCGCGUGUUGACAAGGGCCACUUGAGAAGGCUCCUACCCCCUCGACUUCCUGGUUCUUGAGAUUUUAUUAGAUAUUUCAGGUUCAUAUAGAACAAACGUUUUAAGCCCAUUCAUUAUACAUGAUUGAUGGAAGUGUGACGCUGAAAAUGCUGUGUUUCAUCUCUGAUUUUCAGUUUAUUUGCACAGUCGUUUUCGUAGGUGGUUUGAGCGAUAACGCUUGGAUUGUUUCAAUAGAUAUUUUUGCACUAUUGUUUUUUUGAUACUUUAAUCCACACUUGGCAAAGAUCAUAUAUUUAGAAAGUAAGAUAUUUUGUAAAUAUGGUAUUUAUUUCAACUACUAGGGUUUUUCAGUAUACUGGUGAUACUUGAUGUUACUUAAUUAUGUAAACAAGGUUUGGUAUCUAUUUACCACCAUAAUACAUCAAUAAAGAGCUUCUGUGCCAAAAA